UUCACAUUCUUUGAGCGUCCUCCGGACAGAAGUUUGAGUGGUCCUACGUCCCUCUUCCUAUGGUCGAGCUACUUCUGUCCCUCCUUCGGACUUUUUUGAGUGGAAUUCCGUUUUUUAGCCUUUAUUCAUUGAUUCAGUCGAGACGUCCGAAGUAGCUUAAUUAGGCAAGGAGUCUGAAGUCCUCCGGACUAGUCUUUUAGUGACUUUCUUUAUUGAAAGGGAUUUGACCUCUUUAUUCAAUGAUCUUUGAGCCUAUUAAAAGGCGAACUUUCAGUCGCUUCGAUCAUUCUUCGAAUAUGAAUCGUCGGGCUCCUUCUAAUUGGAUAAGGAAGUCUUUAAUUAAGACUGAGAUCAGUCUUUGACUUGAUUCUGGAGUCGUCCGGAGGCGCGAAGCGAAACGACUGUUAAGGAGUGCAUUAUGAAAUAGCUCUCCAAAUAAGUAAGGAGAGGGGAGAAGCGAAACGACUGUAUUAUUUAAGGAGUGGUAUUAUUCAAUAGCUCUCCAAAUAGUAAGGAGAGGGGAGAAGCGAAACGACUGUAUUAUUUAAGGAGCCCUUUAUUUGAAGAAAUAGCUCUCCAAAUAAGGAAGGUUCGAAGAAACUCGACUGAUAAGGAGAGGAGAGGGUCAAAGAUGAAUAAAGAAAGCGAAACGACUGUAUUAUAAUAUUAAUAGGAGUGCAACGAAAGAAAUCCAUAUAAACAUAAUGCGCUCCUCUCCUAUAUCUGAAACUACGAGUACCUUCGCUCCUUCAAAUAGUUCAGGGAUCAGGACUUCGCUUUCAACUCCUAACGGAGCCUCUCCUUUUAAGAACAUAAGCUACGCCCUUCUUCAUUCAGGCUCCUUCUAAUAAGGAAGGAAUUCGCUUUCAAGUCCUAACCUUUGUAUCCUUUCAGAUGAAUAUGGAUUCAAUUAAGGGUCCGUCCUCUUGACUCAGAAAUCCAUAUUCAAAUUCAUGCCAGUCGCUUCGCUUCGCGCCUUAUUCAGUUUAUGACUUUCAUAGAAAACCUUCUACGUCCUAAUCUCUUAUUUAUGGGACUCCUUCUACGUUGUGCUUCUCUUCUUCUUUCUUUCUUCUCAAAUUCGUCGCAAAUUCUUUGCUCCUUCGAUCAUUCUUUGAGCCUGUGGAUCAAAUCAGUGACUUUCUUUAUUGAAAGGGAUUUGACCCUCUUCUUCAUUCUACUCAAAUUCGUCUAUCAAACAAGUCCAGAGGAGCGAAAGCGGCUCGACUCCCACGGGGAAUAAGGGUCCGGACUAGCUUAAUUAGGCAAGAGGAGGACUAGUCUCAUUAGAUAAGGAGUUCAUUGAGGACCGUUGUUUUUCCAUAUUCAUAUUCCACUUCGGACCAAGUCUUCUUUAUUUAUGUUUGAGUAGGUUUGGAAGUUCAGAGUCCUAACCUUUGUAUCCUGUCUCGCUAUUUUAGUGGAUAAAAGAGGCUCAAAGUAUUUGAGUCGUCUUGACCCUUAUUUAUCCUUGCCGGGUAGAAGUAGUUUAAUUAGAGUUGUUCUCCCUUGUUCAUUGACUCCUCUUCUCUCCUCUGAAAUCAGAUUCUUAUGAAAAGGGCUCCUUCACAGUCGCUUCGCUUCGCGCCUUGACUUUCUUUUUGAUUGAGGGCUCCGUUAGGAGCAAAGAAUUUUCCAUUGAUAAGGACAUAUCCUCUGAUUUCUUUACGAGGUCUGAAUAUCGACUUAGUUGUUUUUGUGUUCAUAUCUUAUCGGGUUAACGCACUUUAUCCUAUUCAGUGUGACGGCUUUAUGGGUCAGCUAAACUCAUUCCUUUUUAUUAUGUUGUGAGGCUUUGGUUACCGGCUCAGGCUUCCAAAGGCGACCCUCUCUCGUUUCCGGCGGUUUCCGUCAUUGAAGUAGCCUUUCUUUCGUCAUCCUACCAAAGUACGUUCGAAGAAGCGAGCCCUUAUUAGUUUAGUAAAGUCAAGCUCCAAAAAAGGAGAGAUUAACCUGCGGUGCGCUACGCCCGGCAACUCAUCAAGCAAUUUCUUUGCGCUUGAAUUUCAGUGAUGAGGUCGCAAAGAGAGGGAAGUAGGGCUCCUAUUGACUAAAGGUGGAUUCUUCGCUUUCCUUUAUCAAGUCGCUAUUCAGCCCCUACUACUGACUUUUGACUUUGUCUUUGAUUUUUGAUUCAUCUAAUUCAAACCCAACUAGUCGUAUGAGGUGAUCUUCUGUCUGCUUUGGAUAUGAGGAAUGAAAAGGCAAAGUCCGGUUCAUUGUAGUUUGUAUUCGGUCUGAGAUAUAGGAUCCAGGAAAGCGCCCUCUUUUUGUCAUCCCUGCAGCUUUCCAGAUUGAGUAUUGAAGGCAUGGCCUAGGACCUUCAAGUUUUCGCCUAUUGGGAAUACACCCCUCUUUUUUUUUCUAAGGCUAGAAAGAGAAUGCCCGCCAAGUUCAGAUAAGGAAAUGCUUCCCCCAACCAUUAAAGGAAAGGCUCGACGAGGAAGGAAAAGGCUUUCGGAGAUCGAGAUUGGAUUUCUUUUGAAUCAAAAAAAAAGAAGAAGGCCGAGGAUGGCCUAGGGUGCGUCUUAUCUGAAGGGAACACGCUUUUUCGACCGCGGUGGUAUGAUUGCCGGGCCCUCUCCUCGUUCCGCCCGCGCUCUGGCCUAUUAGGUAGGAUAGCAGUCUUCGGGCUUUGCCUGCCCUUGAUCAUAAAGAAUUCCGGCUUGGCCCGGGAAAGCGCUGGCAACAAGAGAAAGGAAGGGGUCCAUGUAGCUGCUGCGCCCGCCCCCUUCUUAGUCAAUGGGGCAGCAGGUUCGGCAUCCACUAGAAAAGAGAGAAUCCACUGAAGAUAACCACGCCUCUGCUAGGCAGCGUGUGGAAUGGCCGAGAGCGGACCUUUUUGGAUAGAUAAUCCAAGUCGAGAGUGGAGUUACGGAAAGAGCCGUCUGAUGGAAAACGACUUUCACCUUCGGUUCAGAGAGCACUUUUUUCGUUGAUCAUUCCUCCUUCCCUUUCGUGUUCAUUCCCCAGCGGCGAAUUCGAAACUUGUGGGGCCCUAUCUAUUCCAUCUCUCAAGCCCCGAAGAAACCCCCCCCUCCCAUCUGGACCUUUGUUUUUGACUCUAUAUAUGUGGGCACCUGAUAUCUAUGAGGGUUCACCCACCCCGGUUACAGCAUUCCUUUCUAUUGCGCCUAAAAUCUCUAUUUUUGCUAAUAUUUCACGUCUUUCUAUUUAUGGUUCCUAUGGAGCUACAUUGCAAGAAAUCUUCUUUUUCUGCAGCAUUGCUUCUAUGAUCUUAGGAGCACUGGCCGCCAUGGCCCAAACGAAAGUCAAAAGACCUCUAGCUCAUAGUUCAAUUGGACAUGUAGGUUAUAUUCGUACAGGUUUCUCAUGUGGAACCAUAGAAGGAAUUCAAUCACUACUAAUUGGUAUCUUGAUUUAUGUAUUAAUGACGAUAGAUGCAUUCGCCAUAGUUUUAGCAUUACGGCAAACCCGUGUCAAAUAUAUAGCGGAUUUGGGCGCUCUAGCCAAAACGAAUCCUAUUUCGGCUAUUACCUUCUCCAUUACUAUGUUCUCAUACGCAGGAAUACCCCCGUUAGCCGGUUUUUGUAGCAAAUUCUAUUUGUUUUUCGCCGCUUUGGGUUGUGGGGCUUACUUCCUAGCCCCAGUGGGAGUAGUGACUAGCGUUAUAGGUCGUUGGGCGGCCGGAAGGUUGCCACGAGUCAGUCUGUUUGGGAGACCGAAGGCAGUUCUCCGUGCACCGGACACGUAGCUUACCUUUUCAGUUGCGAGACGGAUGGGAAUGCAUGCUCCGAAAGAUAGGGUCGAGUCUGAUACAUCAACCGUCUACUCAAUAUCCUUGUACGAGUCCACAAUCACUACACGAGAUGAACCUUGGUUUGGUGAAUUGAAGUUGGCCCCACGGAGCGGUGUAAUAGGACUCCCAGUUACUGCGCGCGAUCGUAUACUGAGGUGCUCCCCGCCGGUUGUUGGAACGACGCGAGCCGGGCCUCGAUUCAGAAAGAUUCAGGGCCAAAAAGUCUCAAUAGGGGGUUACUAAUUCCCCAUCUCAUUGGGGGCGGAAAACGAAUCGACAUCUCGAUGUGAGACAGCCUUUGAAAUUGGAGUUGGGAAAGAACGGCGAAGUCCAUCCGAACCGUCCAAUGAAGAAUAAGAGGAGAACAAAGGGCCAAUGGCGCGCGAAGCGCAUGGCGGGAACGGACACGGAUCCAAAUCAGUGUGGAGAAGAACUCAUCUGGAGCUUGAUUUUCUCCCCCUGGGCCCAAAGCAGUGCAGUCUUUCCUGGCCAAAUCAAGGAUUUUUGGGGCUUCACGCAACUUCAUCAAUCCAUUUUUUGAGUCAGAUAUAUGAAUAUCAAGAUGGAUGAAUCUAGAUCUUUCUCUUUUGAUAUCUAAAAAAGAUUGAAUUCAACCUUUGAUUCAAAGAACUGCGCUUAGCCCCCCCGCUCAUGAAAGGGCUCCGCUGCAAUGGAUGACAGAGGGUCCGUAGUACCCAAAGCACUGGAGUGAUCCUGUAGCCGGGAAGGGGCCUAGAAGUGCCUACUACUACACCACACUAGACUUGGCUCUACACAUUUAGAAAGCUAAACCCUGCCCAGUCCCUGGCAGAGCUAAGGGGGCUUCAAUCCUUAUUCCUUAUCCCCAUCUUCGCCCAUGCUAACGGGGCCUUACGGGGAGAGUGGAGCCUCAAGAAGCACUGUUGAGAGGUCUCGACUGAAAGGAGAGAGAAGCUUGCUUUUUUUUUUAGUACUCUUCAUUCUCUACAGGGUUCCAAACCUUUCUUCAACAUAGGUGAGAACGAGCGAGGCAGAGAUGGAAGAGAUCGAAGACGGGAAUAAGAAGCAAGCUCGCCUUUUUUUGUCUUUUUCGUUAGGGCAGUCGAAAAGUGCCUUUUUCGUCUCGCAUUUCUCAUCAAACAAAGACGGAAAAAUCAUCAUAUUUCAAAGGUUCCUAACCCACCAAGCCCUUCCUUCGUAGAGCCGUGUAUUGUCAGUGAUCCGAACCUGCCCGGAGCGAGCCUCCCAUAGAGGCAAGUUCAGUUGGUGAGCCGUAUGAUGGGCAACUAUCUCCUGCGGUUCGGAGAGGACUCAGCUCUGAGUUAGUACCCCCUUGGUUUCGGGGUGGACCCUUUCACUCUAUUUUAUUAUAUACGCUUAGCGAAAAGAAUGUUUUUUGAUACACCUAGGACAUGGAUUCUAUAUGAACCAAUGGAUCGUGACAAGUCGUUACUACUAGCAAUGACUUCCUCUUUCAUUACUUCAUCCUUUCCAUAUCCCUCUCCCUUGUUCUCAGUUACUCAUCAAAUGGCACUCAGUUCAUAUCUUUAAGUUCGAUCAUUGACAAGGUUCAAAGAAAGGGUGGG
Messenger RNA from Cucumis melo (muskmelon), 5325 nucleotides. RefSeq names its product NADH-ubiquinone oxidoreductase chain 2-like. NCBI's taxonomy places the organism in Eukaryota, Viridiplantae, Streptophyta, Magnoliopsida, Cucurbitales, Cucurbitaceae. The record is from RefSeq and is a predicted model, not a curated record. The transcript is spliced from 2 exons. The coding region runs from base 3071 to 3715 and encodes 214 amino acids.